CUCUAACAGCUGAUAGUUUACACGGCAAUUGGUAAAUUUGUGUGUUCCAAACAAAGCGUAUUUAAUAAAUUUCAGCUUAGCAAUGGGCGUCACUGUAUUGCUGCCAUAUCAGAUACCAGAAGGUAAGACUGGCGCUCAAGCCAUUGACUACCUCACCAAGCGGCUUUUGGCAUUGGGCGCCAUACACACCGGUCAAUUCCUGGUCGAUUGCGAAACAUACAUUUCCACACCACAACAUGGACCAGCUAAAACUGUACAUGUACUGCACGAUUCCGAAUAUCCCGCAUCCACAUUUUCCAUAUUAGACAAUGGCGCCGGCAAACAAAUACCACUUGUGGCAGACAACCUAUUCGAUUUGCUUAUGCUGAAAAUGACUUCAGUAUACACAUCGAAAAAACAAACAAAAAUUGAAUCGAAAGGUGCGCGUUUCGAAUACGGCGAUUUUCUCAUUAAGUUAGGUUCAGUGACAAUGAUGGAAAACUUUAAGGGCAUACUCAUUGAGAUUGAAUAUCGACCAUGUGUUGUGCUUUCAUAUUGUUGGGAAAUGAUACGUGAAACUUUGCAAGGUUUUCUCGGCAUGCAAAUUGCCAAGGAGUAUCCAGCAUAUUUUUCGCAACAAAUAAUGAAUACUAUGGGCCAACAGCAGAUACAUACCAAACAAAAUGAAGUGUACGAGCCAAUCGAUACGAUUAAUCAGUAUUUGGAAAGUUUCACAAAUUACCGCAAACAAAAUGUGUUGCCGGUGGCAGGCGGUGCAACGGGUGGCGCGACGUCAGCGCAAAAUGCAGCUGGCAAUAUGCAGGGCGGCAAUCAGCGCAUGCGGCUCUAGUGUUAGGAGUCGGUUUUAAGAUUGUAGUAAUUUUAGACAAAAUUAAAUUAAUUAAGUUAAGUGAAGAAGUGUACUGCUGUAAUUAUUACGUAGCUCGAACA
Bactrocera neohumeralis is the source of this 930-nucleotide messenger RNA. RefSeq names its product mediator of RNA polymerase II transcription subunit 20 (gene MED20). Gene Ontology annotation, cellular component: mediator complex. Lineage: Eukaryota; Metazoa; Arthropoda; Insecta; Diptera; Tephritidae. The transcript has 2 exons. Gene Ontology annotation, biological process: regulation of transcription by RNA polymerase II. The record is from RefSeq and is a predicted model, not a curated record. Gene Ontology annotation, molecular function: transcription coactivator activity. Bases 83 to 829 code for a protein of 248 amino acids.